AUGACAUCUUUUCUUGUUCAUCAGCCGCCAUCAAGAACUCCAACAUCAACGUUGCCAUCUAUUUCAUCGACAUCAACUUUGACGUCUCCCUAUGAGUAUCAGAUUUCAAGAACUCCAAUACUGAAUUUGCCAACUAAUCAGUCAAUUUCAAGUACUGCAUUGCCAAAUUCCCAAGGUCAAGGACCACAACUGGUUAAAUACUCGAAACACAGUAGUUCUGGAAGCUGUGGUUCUCGAUCUGGACCAAAAAAAGUUACUAUGCUUCGCUCAUUAAUUGUCAAAAGAUCAAAGAAUAAUCUUCAAAAUAUACCACCCAAUGAAGAACACCUAUCACCGGAAGAGAAAUAUAUAUCACCCGAAGAACAAAACGACGUACCUAGGAUCGAUCCCAGUUUUAUCCAGGACGAUUUAAUGGAUAUUUCUCAAGAAGGAAACACUGAUCAUAUAGUUUCAUUUAUUAAUAAUUUCAUUCCUGAAUAA
Parnassius apollo (apollo) is the source of this 480-nucleotide messenger RNA. The record is from the annotation of a GenBank genome assembly. Lineage: Eukaryota; Metazoa; Arthropoda; Insecta; Lepidoptera; Papilionidae.